UGUGACGCACGUCGCGUCCUCUCUCGGGUCAGCAUCGGAAAUAUGUGCUGCUACACAGACAGGAUGAGACCGGAUCCAGUGUGCACAGCAUACACCUGCAGUUACUUAGAAGUGGACACGACCCUUUCUCCUCCUCUCUCGUCCUUGAGAUCAGCCGCUUUUUGAAGAUUUUGUUGGGACCAAAGCCAAGAGAAAAUCUGGGGACCUGAAACUCGCACUGGGAAUAUUUCCAAUCAGAUUUCGGGAUUUUUGAGUUCAUGAGCGCUUUUGUACCUCCAAGUUGCAACACAGCCAGUCAUGAAAAAGUAAAAGAAGAAAGUGUGAGAAGACAGCUCCUCGAUGAAAAAGAGCUGUAUUGUUUUUCAGAAUUGCGUUUUUACGCAUAUGCAUCUCAAACCUGGAGUGAAACACAGGCUGUGAAAUUACAGAAAAUAUUUGAAGCUUCGUCUUUCUCUAACUGAAACACAGAUUUCUACUAAUGGUUGUCAUGGCUCACACCAGCGCGCGGAUGUGAAUAAAGAUAAACUCACAGAUUUACAGAUUGGGUAACAUCCAGCUUAAACGCGACUUUGCUUUCCCGUCACCUCUGGUCACAAAACGGGACAUUCUGAAGCGGAGGUGCCGUGGUUAACGCCAUGAGACCAUCCAAAUACUAAUGUGAUGGGGUGUUGAUGGAGAGGAUUUCGGAUGUCAGCCGGGACAGUGGUCAUCGCAGGAGGAAUUUUGGCUACAGUCAUCUUACUGACGAUCGUCGCUGUGCUGUGUUUAUGUAGGUUGCAGUAUUACUGCUGUAAGAGGGAGGAGUCUGAGAAGGGGGAAGAGGAGGAACCUGAGCUCGCCACCAUGUCGCCGUCUCGCCCCCUGGCUCUGUCGGCUCCCCCUACGCCUCCGACACCAGAGCAAUACAGUGACGAGCCCGAGACGUACCCUCCCACUUUCCUCACUGAAGCCAACGGCCCCGUCAGCUACUCACCUCCGCCUCCGCCACCACGCAGGUGCUAUCGCUCGCAUGCCUUCUGCCCUUCCUGUGCCCGCUGCUCACUGCCCUUCUACUUGCAGCACCCAGAGAGGCUGUGCAAUGGCGGUCGCAGGAUCAGCUACAGGACUGUGCAGCAGCAGGACAUGGAGUUGCCCAUGGACUUGGCCAGCUUCUACCAGAAGCUGAACCUCAUCCGCCAGGUCACCAUGAAGGAAGUAGUCACCCACAGCGUCAGCACCGACGUUUAGGAAAGCAGCACCGCUGAUUUAAACGAUUCGAUACACAUUCAAUUAUUUCAGCACUUUGCUGUCAGUGUUAAACUGAUAAAUGGCUUUUAGACCAAACGUCAGGGCAGCGAUGAUGGAAAUUCUGCAACGCUAAACGCAUCAUCUAAACACACGAAGGGACUAAUUUCAAAAACUGCUCCUUUUAUUUGCUGAAUAGCUAGGUAAGUAGCUACUUAACAUAUCUGCUGUCAAAGCAUAAACAAGAAUCGACAAAAAUCCACACAGAUUUCAUUUGUUUAAAUGCACCACACCAGUGCGAACAGAGGAGGUAAGAUAAGUCUGGUUGUGUGGAUAUUAAAGAUAAUGUCAGACCAAAACCAGCAAGUAUUAUGUGAGUGUAUCAAAGCCUGUUCUCUCUGUCCCACAGAGCUCCACUGUUGUUCCUAAAAUAGUUAGAUAUCUCACUGUUGACCUCGGUGACUUGUUCUUUCAUUAGCAUGAAUGCAAACAUUGUAGCAUACAUAGGCCUAGCCCCACACACACUGUCCCGCUGUCACAAAAAAACACUGAAGCACCAAAUGUAGAUUAAUCUGUCACUGAAAAUAGUCCCCAGCUAUUGGUCUGUUAAAUCCAACGACUGAGGAAAUAAUCUUUUCAACAGAGAGUAUUUAUUUGUAUGUAAGCUGUUUUUCAACUCUUACACACUUAGUUUAACUUCAGGUAAAAGCUCAUAACUGCACAGACACGGUCUCUUCCUUUGAAAGAGUGAUCAGGUGUUGAGACCAAGCGCACGGAAAAGUUUUCACGCAGCGAUUAAAUAGAUUCAUGCCAUAAGAGGCCAUGUAUUAAAAAAAAAUGUAAUUUUUAACAAAAACAUAUGCGUCACACAGAGUUGAGAUUGAGCACUGAAAAUCAGAAACAAAAGACAUGCUUUUACAAGCUGGAAUCAGAACUUUCAGCGCAGUUUCAUAAAAAUCAAAAAGUCUACCCAGUUUUAAUUUGGGCUCAUAUUCAAGUGUAUCUCCUUGUGCACCUGUGGACUGGUUUCAUCCUGGCUUCUAUUGUUUUUCAUGCAGUGUAUGCUGGAUCUCCUUCACUGUGCGAAAAUGUUGAUCUUAAGAGUUCAUUUUAUUUUGGUGGUAAAAAUUCCAGUGAGGCAAAUUUGGUGAAUGAUCGUGUUGCUGUGGAGUUUUCAAUGCACUCUGCACUCUGAGCGGACACAUCACGGCACAUAAAACCACACCACAGACCCUCUGACUGGUCUCCCUCAGACUCCCCACGUUGAAUUCAUGAACUCGUGAUUAAUAAACUGAGCAAUUCUGCCUUUGAGCAGCUUCUUGGUCAUCACCAAGUGCUGAUCGCCUUCUUGUGAAAUUUGGGUCGGUUUUAAACAAAAGAUGUUUAACCUCUGCCAAAGUUUAAGGUCACACUGUAAAUACCCAAAAUGAGAUUUCCGUGACAGGGUCUAAAAAUCGCAGCUAUUCGGACGUGCCUGAGGAGAUGAUUAUGAAUGGGAGACUGGCUAGAUUGAUCACACCUUGUAUAAAGAGACAGAAUUUAAAAAAACAGAAUGUGCAGAGGAGGAGAAGAGGAUGACCACAGAAAAUUCCUGGAUGUAGUGAAGGAGGACAUGCAGAGGGUGGGUGUGACAGAAGAGGAUGCUGGGAUAUGGUGAUGAUAGAGGCAGAUGAGUUGCUGUGGUGACUCCUAAAGGGAGCAGCUGAAAGAAGAAGAAGAAAACGGAUACAUAAAAAUGCAUAAAAGCUCAAAUAAUUUCUCAUACAGAUUCUGGUUGACUCAUAUUUGUGUUCAUUGGUGUAGCUGUCACACAGGGUCAACACGGGGUUGUUGGGUUUUUUGUUUGCCUUCCGACAUCAGAGGCUGGAGAGCCAGGCUGUGAUAUGUCAGUAUGUGACUGUUUCAGUAUUAACAGAGAAAACUAACAUUAUUUUAAAGGGCUUUUCUGGAGCAUUCAGUGAUCCAGUGACUGUGAAUUAUGAGGGACAACAUUUAUAUCCUGUUAAGACAUCAUGCUGUAGAUAAACGCUGUUCUCCAACUUAGAUAUUAAGUAUUUAAUACCUAAAGGAGGAGGAAUGAAUUGUACAUACAGUAUUUAAGGGGAAAAGAUACAGAUAUAUGUCAAAUAUUCUUGAUGACAGAGCAGUAGAUCCAAAUUAUAUUUUACAAAUUUUACAUCCAUAGAGAGAAACAACUCUACAGCUCCUGGACUCAUUUAUUCUUCUUUCACAAAACAACACAGAUGCUGACAAAUUUAUCGGAUCGGAAACUUUGUUUGGAGCAAACUUUCACUCUAGCAACAUGUAUGAUAAAAUAGUACGCUGCUAAUCAAAAAGGUUUGUUCUCAUAGGCUCACAGAGAGACUGGGUGUAUUUGCCUGUCUGUCAAACAGUGCACAACCUGCAGUGCUGUGAUCUGAAACAUAUAUUUGGAAAUCUUUCAGCAGAAGACUUUUACUAUAUGAUGAAAACUUAUGAGACUGUAUAUGCCUAUAUGUAUAUCUCCAGCUGCAUUGCUGGAGUCUGAUAUUUUUUGGCCACCUUUUUUGAGCAAGAAGGUAAAUCUAACCAAGAGCAAGAACAGACCACACAGUUAUACAACCGGAACUUACCAGCCAUGCCCUCAAUCAUACACUGCUUCACAAUUCACUCUAAACGAGACCAUGAUUUAAAAUAAACCUCAUAUUAUAUCAAAUAAAUAACGGCUUGAAACUAGUAAUAGAAACUAUCAAUUAAAGAAAGCACUGUCCUUCACAACCAGAGCAGUUGCUGCAUGAUGGCCAUUAAGAAAUAGGCAGGUUUACUUAGUUUAGUGCAGCAUUACUGCAAUAAAAAAACUUAAAACUGGCUGUUUGUACACUGACACAGCUAAACUGACUGCACAGUAGUUCUGUUCAGUUUUUGAUAAACAUUAGCAAAUGAUCCUUCACUUUUCUAACAAGCUUCAAGCCGGAUGGAUGGUAGAAUCACAGCCAUGAAGACAAAAACAGAGGCACAUCAUUCAACUCCUGCCCCCUUGUCAUAGUGUGGUCUGUGCCAGCUGGUCCUGAAGCCACCAUCUUUAGUCAGUGCAUUUGGUUUGUUUCUCUCCUCUGCUCGCUGUUUCACUUUGUUUGUGUGAGGUGCUUUUAGUCCUUCAAUUCACUGCAUCAAAAAAAUAAAUGAACAUAUAUGUGCAGCAUCUACACAUCUUUCAUUACCUCAUACAUGGAUUAUUGUCUCUAAGUUUAAUGUCCACAGAAAAACCAUGUUCCAUACAUUAUGUAUCAUAUGGUCAUCCCAUGAUUUCUCCAUGCAGCCUCCAGAAAGCUGAACAUGCUUAGAAAAGAUGUCAAGAAAGGUUAUAUUUUUAUUUGGUCGUCCUAAGUAAAGCACUGUCCUCACAGCUCCUUCUGAUCUGUGUGAGUUUGGGUCAUGGAUUGCUUCUGCUCACUGAGGAAUGACACUAUUCAGGGUAAGAGAACAUACAGUGGGGCAAAAAA
This is a messenger RNA of Haplochromis burtoni (Burton's mouthbrooder), 4706 nucleotides long. It is a transcript of the gene fam163b, whose product is annotated as protein FAM163B. NCBI's taxonomy places the organism in Eukaryota, Metazoa, Chordata, Actinopteri, Cichliformes, Cichlidae. The record is from RefSeq and is a predicted model, not a curated record. The coding region runs from base 688 to 1227 and encodes 179 amino acids. The transcript is spliced from 3 exons.